AUGUGCUUAUUGCUGGAUUAUAUUGUUACCGUAUCUGUUGAAGCACGCAUUCAGGAACGAGCUCGCAAGCUCGGGCGCGCGAGUAACCGGGGGCCGGAGGCCCCUAUCGUAGUAUAUAACGACCCCGCGCGAUGUACGUACCGCACGCGAUUGUCCCUUACGGGCAUCGCUACGCCCGUGGACAAACGCGCCCCGCACCGUUCGCACCGUUGUUCCAACAGUAUCCUCCUGUCUGACGGCUAUUGUUGGUUCACGCAACAUGCUUUUUGA
Molecule: messenger RNA, 270 nt
Organism: Postia placenta MAD-698-R-SB12
Lineage: Eukaryota; Fungi; Basidiomycota; Agaricomycetes; Polyporales; Adustoporiaceae
Exons: 1
Coding region: 1-270 (89 amino acids)
Source: RefSeq, a predicted model, not a curated record